Gossypium raimondii (Peruvian cotton) is the source of this 870-nucleotide messenger RNA. RefSeq names its product L10-interacting MYB domain-containing protein-like. NCBI's taxonomy places the organism in Eukaryota, Viridiplantae, Streptophyta, Magnoliopsida, Malvales, Malvaceae. The coding region runs from base 1 to 870 and encodes 289 amino acids. The record is from RefSeq and is a predicted model, not a curated record. The transcript has 3 exons.
AUGGUAAAGACACGAAAUUUUGUGGAGGGAGAUAGUAGCUUAGCAACAAAAGCUGUUUGGGACGAUGAGUUGACGUUGAUAUUUUGUGAACUUUGCGUGAAUGAAGUCAAUGCUGGUAUUGGAUGGUGUCCAUUUAAAAAGACGGUCGAUGCUACCGAAGAGUGGUGGGCUGAAAAAAUACAGGAAAAUCCUGAUUUUAAAGGAUUUAAGAAGAAAGGAAUUGAACCACGAUUAAAUGAGUUAAUGUGGCAAAUGUUUGGUGGCAUUGUAGCCACUGGAGAGAACGCAUGGGCACCUUCGUCUGGUGUUCUUCCACGUGGGGUUCCUAUGGGAGAUGAUGCACCUAAUGAGGGAUUUGGUGAUUCAGAUGAACAUAGUAACGAGAAUGAAGGUAUUCCCCCUGAUGAGGUACCAUCAAACCCUUCUCAUAAAAUCCCUAAUCGAAGAAAGCAAACACUUGGGGCUGUACACGGUAAGGGAAAAAAGUCAAGUUCAAGUAGAAAAUCAUCAAGAAAUACAUUAACUACUCAGAUUGAGAAAUUGUGUGAGAGUAUGACUAGUCCAAGGAAGUCAGUGAAUGAAAUUAUUUUUCCUCACUCUCAAUAUACUAUUUCAAAUGCAAUGGAUGCUUUGCGUGCUUUGGGAGAUGAAAUUCCAAAAAGAGAUGAACUGUACUAUUUUGCCACCAAAAUGUUCCAAAUACCGGUGAAACGAGAAAUGUUUUUGAACUUAGAUCCAGAUGAUAGGGUUUGGUGGCUUCGACGUGAGUAUGCUGAACAAAAUCCAAUUGCAUCAUUUUCAUCCUUGGUAGCAACAUCCUCAUUUCCCUUCCAACCAUAUCAUCAACCACCUCCACCAUCAGCUCCUUAG